This is a messenger RNA of Dama dama (fallow deer), 1463 nucleotides long. RefSeq names its product paired box 4 (gene PAX4). Gene Ontology annotation, molecular function: DNA-binding transcription factor activity, RNA polymerase II-specific; RNA polymerase II cis-regulatory region sequence-specific DNA binding. Gene Ontology annotation, biological process: anatomical structure development; regulation of transcription by RNA polymerase II. Lineage: Eukaryota; Metazoa; Chordata; Mammalia; Artiodactyla; Cervidae. The transcript has 12 exons. The coding region runs from base 354 to 1454 and encodes 366 amino acids. The record is from RefSeq and is a predicted model, not a curated record.
AAAGAUCAAACUUCUGCCCCCUGUAUUGGAAGCACUGAGUCUCAACCUCUGGACCACCAGAAGGCUGCCCUCUGCUCCUGAUCACCGGGCUCUCUGUAGCUCUGGACCCCCUGGCAGGACUGAAGCAGAAAGAGAGAGGAGGCUGUUACCAGGACCAGACCAGCACCCUCCCUGGAGACUGCAGGGGUCUCAGGAGCCCAGAUCAGGAGACUGAGACUCUUGAAGCAUCGAAGCUGUCACCUCAGUGUCUCCACACAGGCUCAGCCUCAAGAACAAAGAAGGACCUCCCAGGAGAAACUGCUCUCCCCAGUAUUCCCAGUGCCUGUCCUUUGAGAGGAGGCUCAGCCUGGAGCAUGCCGCAGGAUGGGAUCAGCAGUGUGAACCAGCUGGGGGGGCUCUUUGUGAAUGGUCGGCCCCUGCCCCUGGAUACCCGGCAACAGAUUGUGCGGCUGGCUGUCAGCGGGAUGCGGCCCUGUGACAUCUCCCGGAGCCUCAAGGUAUCUAAUGGCUGUGUGAGCAAGAUCCUAGGGCGUUACUACCGCACAGGUGUCUUGGAGCCCAAGGGGAUUGGGGGAAGCAAGCCACGCUUGGCCACACCGCCAGUGGUGGCACGAAUCGCCCAGCUCAAGGGGGAGUGCCCGGCCCUCUUCGCCUGGGAGAUCCAACGCCAGCUCUGUGCAGAAGGGCUUUGCACCCAGGACAAGACUCCCAGUGUCUCCUCCAUCAACCGAGUCCUGCGGGCAUUGCAGGAGGACCAGAGACCGCCCUGGAUACAUCUCAGGUUGCCAGCCGGUUUGGGUCCAAUUCCUCGAACUCCGCCUAGUGACUCUGAGGCUCCCCGGGGUCCCCACCCAGGAACUGGCCACCGGAAUCGGACGAUCUUUUCCCCAGGACAAGCCGAGGCGCUGGAGAAAGAAUUCCAGCGUGGGCAGUACCCUGAUUCAGUGGCCCGUGGGAAACUGGCUGCAGCCACCUCUCUGCCUGAGGACACGGUGAGGAUCUGGUUUUCCAACCGAAGAGCCAAAUGGCGCCGACAAGAGAAGCUCAAGUGGGAGAUGCAGUUUCCAGGUGGUUCCCCGGGUCUGACUGUACCAAGUGCCUCCCCAGGAAUCUUCUCUGCACAGCAGUCCCCCGGCAGUGUGUCCACAGCAGUCCUACCUACCCUGGAAUCCUUGGGUCCCUCCAGCUAUCCGCUGUGCUGGGGGACAGCAUCUGAGGGGUGUCUGAGUGACACCUCACCACAAGCCUGUCUCCAGUCCCGCUGGGGCUACCUGCCCCCCACAGCUGAGCUCCCUGGACUCCAUCCUGCUUUGCCAUCCUUGCCCUUCCUUCCGCUGCCCCCAUCGCCAGUCUUGGUGCCCAUCAGGCCUUGCACUGGCCUGGCUCCCCAGUGCGAGGUCUGGGAUGAGGGAGGAGGCUCAGUGUGGAAGGGAGAUGUGGUGGGGAGGAUCUGACCCCACUUG